Molecule: messenger RNA, 4729 nt
Organism: Chelonoidis abingdonii (Abingdon island giant tortoise)
Lineage: Eukaryota; Metazoa; Chordata; Testudines; Testudinidae
Gene: SIN3B
Product: SIN3 transcription regulator family member B
Biological process (GO): negative regulation of transcription by RNA polymerase II
Cellular component (GO): chromatin; Sin3-type complex
Molecular function (GO): transcription corepressor activity
Source: RefSeq, a predicted model, not a curated record
AUGGCGGCGGGGGGAGGCGGAGGUGGCCGGGGGGGCAGUGGCCCCAGAUGGGGCGGGGGCCGGGCCGACGGGGGCGCAGCGCAGGAGAAACUGCCGGUGCAUGUGGAGGAUGCACUCUCCUACCUGGACCAGGUGAAGAUUCGCUUUGGCAGUGAUCCUGCCACCUAUAACGGUUUCCUGGAGAUCAUGAAGGAAUUCAAGAGCCAGAGCAUUGAUACUCCUGGUGUAAUCAGGCGGGUUUCUCAGCUGUUUCAUGAACAUCCCGACCUCAUUGUAGGAUUCAAUGCUUUCCUCCCUUUGGGCUACAGAAUAGAGAUUCCAAAGAACGGGAAGUUAAGUAUACAGUCGCCACUGGCUAGUCAGGUGUCAUCAGAGCCUCUUCCAAGUGCUCAUCCGGGUGGUGGGUUAUUGUUACAUUAUUGUCAGGAGAAUUCUCACAACCACAGUGACUGCUCUGAAGACUUCCGGCAGCAACUUCCAUACAAAGAAGAUAAAUCUCAAAUCUCCUUGGAAUCUGAUUCUGUAGAGUUCAAUAAUGCAAUAAGUUACGUGAAUAAGAUCAAAACCCGUUUUCUUGACCAUCCUGAAAUCUACAGAUCAUUUUUAGAAAUUCUUCACACUUACCAGAAAGAACAGCUGAACACUAAAGGCCGACCCUUUCGAGGCAUGUCAGAGGAAGAAGUGUUUACUGAAGUAGCAAAUCUCUUCAGGGGACAGGAGGAUCUACUCUCUGAGUUUGGACAGUUUCUUCCUGAGGCUAAAAGAUCUUUGUUCACAGGGAAUGGGCCAUGUGAAAUGAACAGUGUCCAGAAAAUUGAUCAUGAAAAAAAUCUGGAACAUAGUAAAAAGCGAUCCAGACCACUACUGCUUCGUCCUGUUCCCAGCCCAGCAAAGAAGAAAAUGAAACUGCGAGGUACCAAAGAUCUGUCAGUUGCAACAGUGGGAAAAUAUGGAACGUUGCAGGAGUUUUCUUUCUUCGAUAAGGUGCGCAGGGUACUGAAGAGUCAGGAAGUGUAUGAGAACUUCCUCCGCUGUAUUGCACUCUUUAAUCAGGAGCUAGUGUCAGGCUCAGAGCUUCUCCAACUAGUCACCCCAUUUUUAGGGAAAUUCCCAGAACUCUUUGCACAGUUCAAAUCCUUCCUUGGAGUGAAAGAGCUUUCAUUUGCUUCUCCGCUGAGUGACCGAUCUGGGGAUGGAAUGAUUCGGGAAAUUGAUUAUGCUUCCUGCAAACGCAUAGGAUCCAGUUACCGGGCUCUUCCAAAAACCUAUCAGCAGCCAAAAUGCAGCGGAAGAACGGCCAUUUGCAAGGAGGUGUUAAAUGACACCUGGGUCUCGUUUCCAUCCUGGUCUGAAGACUCCACAUUUGUCAGCUCAAAGAAGACUCCCUAUGAGGAGCAGCUGCAUCGCUGUGAGGACGAACGAUUUGAGUUGGAUGUUGUCUUGGAAACCAAUCUGGCCACAAUACGCGUGUUGGAGAGUGUUCAGAAAAAGCUGUCUCGGAUGUCUCAAGAGGAUCAGGAGAAAUUCCGAUUGGAUGAUUGCUUGGGAGGAACGUCAGAAGUGAUCCAGCGCAGAGCCAUCUACCGUAUCUAUGGUGAUAAAGCACCAGAAAUCAUUGAGAGUCUUAAGAAAAAUCCGGUUACUGCUGUCCCCGUAGUUUUAAAAAGGUUGAAAGCAAAAGAGGAGGAAUGGCGGGAAGCCCAGCAGGGCUUCAACAAGAUCUGGCGGGAGCAGUAUGAGAAGGCGUACUUAAAGUCCCUUGACCACCAGGCUGUCAACUUCAAACAAAAUGACACCAAAGCUCUGCGCUCCAAGAGCUUGUUGAAUGAGAUUGAGAGCGUCUACGAUGAGCAUCAGGAGCAGCAUUCAGAGGGGAGAAGUGCCACUACAAACGAGCCUCACCUCAUCUUCAUCUAUGAGGAUAAACAGAUUCUGGAAGAUGCAGCUUCACUCAUUAGCUACUAUGUGAAACGACAGCCCACUAUCCAGAAGGAAGAUCAGGCCACCAUUCGGCAAAUAGUGCAUCACUUCGUACCGGAGCUGUUUUUCUCUCAGCUCCCUGACCACAGUAUUUCUGAAGAGUCACCUGAUGAGGAUAGAGAAAACCAUCAGGGACAGAACCUGGAUGCUCCUGAGCUACGAAAGAAACAUGUGCCUGGGCCUCCAAGCAGCCCUCUGGAGGAGAAAGCUGGCUUCUGUGAUGCCGCUGUUGCUGAGCCUCACAAAACUCUGGACGAUGUUUAUAGUCUGUUCUUUGCCAAUAAUAAUUGGUAUUUCUUCCUCCGUCUUCACCAGACUCUCUGCUCAAGGCUCUUAAAGAUUUAUCGUCAAGCUCAGAAGCAGCUUCUAGAGUAUCGAACUGAAAAGGAGAGGGAGAAACUCCUCUGUGAGGGAAGGAAAGAAAAGUCCAAUGAUCCAGCCAUGGAACUGAGAUUGAAACAACCAAGUGAGGUGGAGUUGGAGGAAUAUUACCCAGCAUUCUUGGAUAUGGUGAGAAGUUUGCUGGAUGGGAACAUUGACCCCACACAGUACGAGGACACUCUGAGGGAGAUGUUCACUAUCCACGCCUACAUCGGCUUCACCAUGGACAAGCUGGUGCAGAAUAUUGUCCGCCAGCUUCACCAUCUUGUGAGUGAUGAUAUCUGCCUGAAGGUUGUAGAGCUCUACUUAAGUGAGAGAAAGCGAGGUGCUGCUGGAGGCAACCUAUCCUCCAGGUGUGUCCGGGCAGCCAAGGAGACCAGCUAUCAGUGGAAGGCCGAGCGCUGCAUGGCAGAUGAGAACUGCUUCAAGGUAAUGUUUCUUCAGAGGAAAGGGCAGGUGAUAAUGACCAUCGAGCUACUAGACACAGAAGAAACCCAAACAGAAGACCCUAUGGAGGUUCAGCACUUGGCUAACUACAUGGAACAGUACGUUGGGGUGGAGGGCAUCCCAAACAACCAGAGCGAUGGCUUCUUACUGAAACCGGUCUUUCUGCAAAGGAACCUUAAAAAAUUCCGCAAGUGGCAAUGCAAGCAAGUGAGAGCUCUGCGGAGCGAAGUGAAGAGUUCCUGGAAGAGGCUGAUCGGGGUGGAGAGUGCAUGCAACAUGGACUGCAGGUUCAGGCUCAACACCCACAAAAUGAUGUUCAUCAUGAACUCUGAGGAUUACAUGUACAGGCGGGGCACUCUCUCCCGAGCCAAGCAGGUGCAGCCCAUGGUUCUGCUAAAGCACCACCAACAGUUUGAAGAGUGGCACAGCAGGUGGCUAGAAGAGAAUGUUACAGUGGAGGCAGCAGAACUGGUUCAAGACUGGCUAAUGGGCGAUGAGGAUGAGGACAUGGUCCCGUGCAAAACAACUUGUGAGACGGUGAAUGUCCAUGGGGUCCCCGUAAAUAGAUACAGAGUCCAGUACAGUCGCCGUCCAGCCUCACCAUGAGCAGAGACUCAUCCACGUGACCACGCCAAGCAGGAGCUUUGCCGGCAAAACACUUUUACUCUGAGAAUAGUGGUGGGAAUGCAAUGUAUGUAUUAAUGAUAUUUAUCCAAACAGCAUUUUACUUUGGGGUAUGAUGUAUUUUCCAUAUGGCACAGAAUUGUCUCCUCACAGUGUAAUCCUCCAGGCUAUGUCAUCGUGAAGAGAGCUAAAGCCGUUCCUGGAAGAGGGCUCUUAGCAUUGCCACUCUGUGCAGUAGCUUUCUAGCUUCAGGCCUCCCACAAGUCAGCUGGUGUGGGAAAGGCUGAGCAAGGUGGUCUGGCUACUUGGGGGGUGCCAAGUGCUCAGCUCCAGAAGAGCUGCCAAUGGCUGCUGCAUUGGAGGAACAGGGCAAGCUGGCCUGGCUGCUUGCAAGGUGGCUGAGGGGGCUGCAUGCUCUAGCAAGUGUAGAGCAUGAUGGGUACUAGAGCUGACACUGGCAACUGCUUCCUCUUUUUAAGUGUUUAAUGUUUUAUGUCCCUCUGCAUUUCAUGCCAUGUCUCAGUCUGCAGAACUUCUUAAUAUAACCCCUCAGGGCCAGUGGGCCCAGAGCACUGGGCACAGAUCACUGGCUUUGCCAUGGGUGCGGGUACUCAAUUGCAUUAUCUUUCAUACGAAUGAAGCUAUGAAUGCCACAUGCAUUACUGCUGCUGUGAUGAGGAAAUGCCAAAUCUUGAGACAUCGAGGGAAAUAAGCCCCUCGAAUUUUAAAACAGCUAGAUUGGCUAAGGGUUUCAGAGCAGGCGCUAAUCAGAAAUGGCUCCAUGGGCUGUGUUGCUGAGCAAGUGAGCCCGGGCACAUUCUCUGCCUCCGCAGAUAAUUCUGUAUUGGAUCCGUCAAUCUUUAUAAAACUGUGUCACGCUGCAAUAUCCUGCCUUCUCAUUUCAGGAACUGCUUGAAGCUGGAAUAAAAUCCAUGAGGAGGUCUGGGUUUUUUGUUUGUGUUUUGCAUGCUGAUUGACAGCCUCUGGAGACUGUAUGUUGCAGACACAUCUCUGAGUACUGCUGGGAUAAUAACACUUACAAAGUGGAUCAGUAGAUGGAGCUCUUAAAGCAUGUUUGCACUGGCUUGGAGGGUUUCCUAGAUACUGCUCUUUUUUGCUGAUGUCUGUACAGAUGCUCUCUUUUGCAGUGACACACAGAAAUGUGUAUUCAGAGGAAGAUUCUCUCCAGGCAUAAGCAGUGUAGACAAGCUAUUCCACUGACACUUCUGUACCUCCUCCUGAACUCUGCCAAAACACAAAACAAAACAAAACAAAAAAUCUCACCCACCCACCCACC